AAUUUCAGAGUCUGGCGGCCUGGCCCCUUUGUUGACUGGAAACAUCCAAAAGAAGGGAGCCGGGGGUUUUAUUUUAGAAGAAGAAGAAAUGGCGAAGUCCUGUAAGGGCCUUGCUAUGGAAUUGGUCAAAUGCCUCAGCGAAUCCGAUUGCGUUAAGGUUGAGAAGAAGAGUUUCAGGGAAUGUGCUAAGGAAAAGAGUCCAUGUAUUCCUAGUGAAUGUGUUGGACUCAGGGAAACUUACUUCAAUUGCAAGAGAGGACAGGAACCACUGAAAGUGUCCGUGGCUCCACUUGAAUUAGAAGAAUAAUAUGAGAUAAGAUGCUUAAUUGAAGUGGACAUGAGAGCUCGAAUACGCGGAAAUAAGGGGUAUUAAUUGGUAGUGCUGGUGCAAACUCCUCAAAUAGGAAGUAUGAUAUUUCCCUGAUUGGGCUGCAUGUGUUGUACAUGCAGUGUCUUUGUACAAAUUUGCCAUCUACAAUUUUCUCAGCGAUAGCACAUAUUACAAGCUUCUUGGAUACACAAUUACUUGACAGAUUUGUACUAGGUGUUUUGGACCCUUCUUAAUUUUGAAUAGUGUUGAUAUUGGUUUUGAAGUUGUGGAAGAGGGUUUAGUUAUCACUUCUCAUCUUGAAUGAUUAAUUUGUUUUUCUUUCACUCUUGUGCCAUGAAGAGAUGAUUUGCUUAUCUAUUUCUUAGCACAAGUUCUUGGUGGGAUUUUUUGUCCUCAAUUGAAUAAAAUGAAUCUCUUUGAAUU
Messenger RNA from Lycium barbarum (goji berry), 754 nucleotides. RefSeq names its product mitochondrial protein pet191 homolog. Gene Ontology annotation, biological process: mitochondrial respiratory chain complex IV assembly. The transcript has 4 exons. Gene Ontology annotation, cellular component: mitochondrion. The coding region runs from base 89 to 307 and encodes 72 amino acids. The record is from RefSeq and is a predicted model, not a curated record. Lineage: Eukaryota; Viridiplantae; Streptophyta; Magnoliopsida; Solanales; Solanaceae.